AUGCAUGAGAAGAUUUGGCCUCAGUUUUCCGUUCCCAAAAUUGAGUUCUUUCAACAGCUGGGAAAGGCAAAGGGUGGGGACAAGUUUCAGGCAGCCUGGCUGCCGACCUCCGUGAUGCUCUCGGCUGUAUUGACUAUAGUGUAUCUUUUGUCGAACACCAAGCGAGGGCCGAAGUACAGGGAGAUGGCCUUCAAGAUUCUGCGAGAGAUAAUCGAGCAAGUUUUUGCGCUGGCAGAUGCUUCUGCAAAGCUAGAUGUUAUGCAUGUCAGCAUCCAUGGGGCAGUGUCUUGGCCUCAGUGCUCUUUGCGGUCACCACGCCAAGAGUUGUGGUGCAACAAAGCGUCUUGGUCACAGCGUUUUGAGGCUGCCUGGGCCUGGGACUUGAACAGCGACAAGGCCCCAUGGGUGACCACAACUCGUGAGAAGCCUCACCUUGCAGAUUGGAUUGCCUUCUGCUUGGACCAGCCACUUAAACACAAGCAGAAAGUCCUGAUGGAGUUGCAGCCGGGGGUUCUCUCGAUGCUUUCGCAAUUGGCGUUUUGUCUGGACGAGGCUGCUUUGGUAAGCUUGGGUUGA
Symbiodinium natans is the source of this 576-nucleotide messenger RNA. The record is from the annotation of a GenBank genome assembly. Lineage: Eukaryota; Dinophyceae; Suessiales; Symbiodiniaceae.